CAGCAAUGGCGGCUGCUAGACGAAGGUGUUUCCCAGAAAAUGUGACACGACGAGGAAAAGAUGUCAUAUGAAACACGUAUGCUACUCAUACCCACAUGCAUUAAUGAGAAGAAUUUGAAGCUUUCUUUAAGUAAAUCGGUGAAUAUUUCCUAACCAUGGCCACCAUUGAGAAGCUCAUCAAGGCCUUUGAGGGCCUGAAAGUCUUCCAGCCUGGUGGCCUGGGCACCGAAGAAACAACUAAAAAAAAGGACCAACCUCCUAGCAAGAAAGACAAGAUGGUCAACUGCAACAUUGUAGCAGACUGUAUAUGUGCUCCUAACAUGAGGUCUAUUGCGGACUUCCCCAAGUUCCUUGGCAUUGCAAUGGAAGCAUUCCUAACUCUGUGUGACGAUCAGGAGUCGGAUAUACGAAUGGUGGCAGAUGAGUGCUUAAAUCGAACAAUAAAGACUCUGUUGGAAACAAACCUGGGUCGCCUGCAGGUGGAGCUGUACAAGGAAAUUAAGAAGUGUGGCCCCUCGCGUAGUCUGAGGGGGGCACUGUGGAGGUUUGCGGACAUGUGCCACUUAAUCAGGCCCCAAAAGUGCAGACCCUACAUCGUCAAUUUACUUCCUUGUUUGGCACGCAUCUGUCGCCGUGACGAUGAAGAGGCAGUCCAGGAGACUUUAUCUUCUUCCAUGCAGAAAAUAUGUCCUGGCCUCAUGGGCUUUGCGAAUGAUACAGAAGUUAAAGGUUUACUGAAAGCAUUCCUACCAAACCUGAAAUCUAACUCUGCCGUGUGUCGACGUACAGCGGCGAGCAGCCUGACUCUCAUCUGCCAAUACUCCCGUUGUCCAAUCACCUUCUUCUCAUAUCUCAUCACCAUUCUCCUUGAGCUAGUGUUGCCAGUGGACGUGGAGCAUGAUGUGUACACACUGCUGGGUGUGAUCUUGUGUAUGCGGACCAUCAUCCCCCAACUGGUACAGUCGGAUACACGGGACCAGGGACUCAAGGGCAGCUUCGGGGUCAUCCAGAAGGAGAAGGAGGAGGGGGUCAACCAUGAUCAGAUUCUCAAGAUGUUCCAGCUACUACUGUUCUACACAAACCACCCUGACCACAACGUUGUGACGGCGGCGCUGGAGGCAAUGCAGCAACUUCUGCGCACCCCGCCGCCCCAGCUCCGCCCUCUUCUGUUGUCAUCAGGCAGCAUCCAGAGAACCCUGAUCUACCAGAAGGACUUUGAGGAGAGGGAGCGCUUCAGGGUAGAAAGUUCAGCGGAGCUGCCAACUAUCUCAGACGACACUGGUCUGGAAGAGGAAGAAGGUUCUGAUGUGACAGGGCAGACAGCAUCAUCAUCUGACACAUCUGCUUUUGUAUCCGACCUUGACCCUGGAUCAGUUGAAGGUCUUAAUAUGCGGAGGUUGUCCGCGGACUCAAGACGAGAGGGCAAAUCUGAAUCCGAUCUGACAGACUUGAUGGCGGGGACAGACGCAACUGUGGUUGUGACAUCAGACAAUGAUUAUUCCAAUGUAGAAAUAGGAGAUUUGAAUGAAGAAAAGUCUGAACGUUCCACAUUAUCACAUAGCAGUAGUGUUGAAACUCUUCUUAGCAUCAAGAGUCUUAGCCCUAAACGGCGACCAUCUUUGAGGAAAGGCGUGAGUCAGGACUUGAAUGGAAACCCAGAGUAUGACCUCUUGGGGGGCUCAGAUACACCGGAGAGGUCGUCUCCCCUUCCCAGUCCUGUACCCCCAGGAAUGAGAGAGGAUGCGGGCAAUGACAUCGGUUCACUGUUAGACGAGGAGCUGCCACUGCUGUACUGUGUUCGGUUAUUGUGUCGGGGGUUCCUGUUGAAUGGAAGUGAGGGGGGCCUUCUCCCAGAUAAAGUUGCCCGAGUGAGCCUCAAGUCACUGGCUCUCAGCUGUGUGGCUUCAGCGUUAUCUCUCUGCCCAAAGAUCUUCCUCUACAAGCUGUUUCCCCAGGACCUGGAGAGUGGUAAUCAACACAUCCGGGAGGUAGUCCUGUAUGCCAGUCACCCUGACCCCCAGCUCAAGGGCACUACGGCCAUGGUGAUUGGAAGCCUCAUCAAGGCCGUCCUCACAGAAGGGAGAGGGGACUUCAAGAAGUGGCUCAAGAAACAUUCCCCAGCUGACAUAGGUGAAGUGUCGCUGGAACGCCUGGUGGAGACCAUAGUCCACAUCAUGUGUGACCAGUCAUCUGUGGCCAUCCGACUGACGCUGAUCGCCCUACAGCUGUGUCUGUCCAAUCUCCUUGAGAGCUGCCAUGGCAAGGUCGGGAUCAGCGUCAUGCUGGAUCUCCUGGAUGUCAAGAAUAACCCGUACUGGCUGGUCAAGGUGGAGCUGCUGGAGCUACUGGGCGGCAUCAACUUCAAGGUGGUGUGCUUCCUGGGCACACUCUGCAAGGAUCACAAGAAGGGCUGCCAUAACUUCCUGGGGAGACUGAAUCUACAGGACCACUAUAUGAGUCAUGUGAUCAUUCCGUUGCUAGGAGACGAAGAUGGCAGAGUCAGACAUGCAGCAUCAAGAACAUUGCUUAGGCUUGUUCCAAAACUUUUCUUUGCUGUUGACAACUGCCAACAAGACCCGGUGACUGCAAUUGCCAGAGAUCUGACCGAUGGUUUGCUGUAUCCGCUGAUGUCAGAGUGGGCGGAGGAGCCACCUCCCCUUGUACAGGGUCUGAUCCCUCCCUACCACUUCUCCCCCACAUUCACCAUCAAGCCCCACCUGGAGAGCAGUCUGUCUAGGGUGGUCCAGCAACUCUUGCAGCAGCUGCACACAGCACAGACCAAACAUCUGACAAGUGGAUGUUGUCAUGCUAUGUGUCUGCUGUCGGAGGAGUACCUCGUGUCCUGCUACGCCUCAUCCUGGGGCUGUGGCCCUGCCACACCGCUUAUUCCCAAAGAUAGCUCUAGUAGAAUUAACAUGAAGAGGCCUCCAAGCCGCUCGCUUAGCUCCUCCAGUACUUUCAGCCUAGAGGAGUUGACAUCGGGGUCUGGGGGUGGUCCCCUGCCUGUUAUCCUGGCCCUGCUGUUAUCGUCACCCUCUGCCCUCGACCUCUCCACGCAUCAGGAUCUCAUCCAGCUGGCCGGGAACCUCCUAGCAGGCUCUGCCUUCAAGACAUUCCGUGGAUCUGACGAGACGGCGAGCCUGGCAGGGUCAGGGGAUGAGGGCAAGUGGGCAGCAGUCAGUGACAGGCUGCUGGUUCCUAUGAUAGAACACCUUCUCAGCCAUGUGGCUAGGGUGCUGAAUGCGUGUGCCCAUGUGAUAGAUGAGCAGGUGCCAGGGCCUCCCCAGAUGAAGCCCUCCCUCCCAUCCCUGCCCAAUGCCCCCUCCCUCAGCCCGGUCAAGCGGAAGGUGAAGGGAGACAAGGAGUCGCAGGGUGGAGCAGGGGCGGGUCAGGCAGGGGAUGCCAAGUCUGACAAGAAAACACCGCAGAAAGACCAGAAGGAGCCUGAGAAGGAGAAAAGCAAGAAGGAUGGACUGGGGAUGUUUUACAGCCUGCCUCAGUAUAUGAAGGUGUACGAGAUGCUCAGGGGAGCUUACUCUAAUUACAAGAUCUCCCUGGACCUGAACAGCUCCGACAAGUUCUGUAACCUGCUGAAGGUGACGCUGGCGGUCUUCUCCCAGAUCCUUGAGAUUGCCACACUCUUUGACAUCGGAAAGUAUGCUGAGGAGUUCCUGGGCUACCUCAAGAGCACUAUGACCAUGGAGCCCACUUUCACAGUGUUGUGUGUCCAACAGCUGUUGAAGGCUCUGUUUGGCACCAACCUUGCCAACCAGUGGGAGAGCCAGCAGAGUGUGUUCCACAGCCGCAAGCCUGGCAAACCCAUGAGGGUCAUGACAGGCCUGAAGCCAGGCAUCUACCAGUGUUGUCUCAACCAGCCCUACUCACUCAUGACCCACUCCUUCGCCGGGGCCUUCCUCCGAGCAGCCAACCAGACGGACCAGGAGGAAUCACAGAGUUCACUGAUGUGGCUGAGGAAGAGAGUUGAGAGGAAAACUCCAGCCAUCCUAAAGCCCGGAAGCAAAGUGGAUAAGUCAGCGAUAGCAUCCUACAUUCGCCUGUUCGAGCCGUUAGUCAUCAAAUCCUUGAAGCAGUACACUGUGACAAGCUCGCUAGAACUCCAGCGCCAAGUCCUUGACCUUCUGGCCCAGCUGGUGCAACUCAGAGUCAACUACUGUCUCCUUGACUCUGACCAAAUCUUCAUUGGUUUUGUACUAAAACAGUUUGAGUUCAUUGAGGAGGGCCAGAUCAGGAACUCUGAGAUGCUGGUGCCACACAUAUUCCAGUUCCUGGUGAUGUUGUCGUACGAGAGGUUCCACAGCAAGUCCAUCAUUGACAUGCCUCGGAUUAUACACCGAUGUGACGGCAUCAUGGCCAGCGGACUACAGCCCACAACGCAUGCUAUCCCAGCUCUGCGCUGCGUGGUGUAUGACCUGUUCCUGCUCCGUGGCAAUAGCAAGUCAGAUGUAGGGAAGGAGCUGGAGACGCAGAGGGAGGUGGUGGUGUCCAUGCUGCUGCGCCUCAUCAACUACUAUCAGGCGCUGGAGAUGUUUGUGAUAGUUCUUCAGCAGUGCCACAGAGAGAGUGAGGACAAGUGGAAGCGGCUAUCUCGACAAGUCAUCGACACUGUACUGCCAGCUCUAGCCAAACAACAGAUCAACAUUGACCGACAGGCUUCACUGGACGUCCUGCACCGGUUGUUUGAGUCAGUGGCGCCAAGCGUCUUCAGACCGGUUGACAUCCUGCUGAAGGGGCUGCUCGGAUCCCCAGGGGACAUUUCAUGUGUCCAGGGCCUGCAGCGCUGGAUGUGUCUGGUGCUGUCCGUCAUGAGAGUGCUGGUCUCACAGUCUAAGGAGGAGGUGGUGUUGUCUCGCCUCGUGGACGUGGGGCUGUCGUUCCCCCUGACGCGGGACGCCGGGGAGAGAGACACCAACAUCGAGGACUACAGCGAUCUGAUCCCAGAGGAGAUAUUUGCAUGGUUCCUGUUGCAAGCAAUAGGCAAGUGUGCAGAAACCCUGAACAAGGAAUCUGUGACCAUCCACUCCUCCGACAACAACCUGCACUUUCUGGUCCAGCAGAUGUGCCACCUCAUCCUGUACAUCACGCACAUGUUCCAGUCCGGGCUGUACCGCCGCGUUGCCACGGCAGCCAUGCGCAUCAUGCAGAUGGACUGUCCUCGCAACGUGUACAGUGUGCGCGAGAUCAACCAGCUGCUGCUGGCGCUCAACACUGUGUACCCAACUCUGACGAUGCUGUGGUGCAACGUCCUCAUCCUACUCAACUUUGACGACCAGAGCAUGUGGAGCCAGGUGAUGCACACACCACAGAAGUACCUCAUGGUCAGCCCUAGUCGCCAGGGCAACAUGGUGGACCUAAAGAAGCGGACGCUGCAGUGUUGUCAGCUGGAGCUGCUGAGACGGGGUGGACUCAUCCUCUUCUGUGACUACGUGUGUGAGAACCUAAAUGAUGCGGAACACAUGACAUGGCUGAUCAUAAACCACGUGUCUGAUCUGAUUGAGCUUUCCGAUGAGUCACCAGUGCAGGAUUUCAUCAGCGCCAUACAUCGCAACUCGGCCGCCAGCAGCCUCUUCAUACAAGCCAUACAUGCAAGAUGUGAAAAUGUCUCCAGGCCCUCACUUGUGAAGAAGACCCUGAAAUGCAUAGAAGCAAUCCAUCUGACGCAGAGUGGAGCGUUACUGACGCUUCUGAUAGACAAGUUUCUCAACACACAUCAGCUGGCUGUCGCGAGGAUGUGCGACACUAUCGCAUGUCGGCGAGUUGAGAUGUUGCUCGCGGAGAACUAUGAGGACAGCAGCAAGCAGUUACCACUUGAGGAUUUAGAGAAGUUACUGCAGUUUAUGAGAUCCAAUGGAUUAAUACAGAGACAUGCCCGCCUUGUCUCCCUCCUCAACAAGUUCCUCAUCCUCCAAUCUCCGGACAACAAACAUGCCAUGUCACCAGAGAAAACUCACCCUCUGGCCUUGACCCCUGAACAGGUCACAAAUAUUGAGGUCAAUAAGGACUUCUACCUGUCGGUGGUGAAGGACCAGUGCUUCCAGAUGGACCCCAACACAAGGGAGUGUGCCUUCCUCCUCCAGCGCCUGGACUACGCUGACAUUCUGUCUAUCACCAUGACAAAGGAGUUCAGUCUGGCAGUGUUAGAGGAGUGUAUAUCGCUGGGCGCGUACCGAACACUUGUGAGAUACAAUCGUGACCGGGAGACUCACACUGAGCAGAAGCUGCCUCCCUCAGAGCCGAGUCUAGACACACUCUUCCAGGCAGCUCAGCUCACUCUGUUCCGCCAUAUUAACAAUAUAAUCAAUCACCUUCCAAUUCCGCAUCAAAACCUGAAUUUUAGACUCUCUCUCAGUGCCAAAGAGAUUCGAUACAUGGAGAGAAUUGAGGAUUUGUUUACGGAUAGUACAUGGUUUGUGAUGAACUUUCAACUGACGUCAGCAUUGACGCAGUAUUUAGUGUCUGUACAGAGGUUUCCAUGGAAACCAGGUGUGCCAGCAGAAUCUCAUGGGGAUGUGUGCCGCUUUAGUGUUCUUUGUAUGGAGAUGUUGAGUUGGCUGCUCCAGCACAACCAGCUGCCGACCACGGAGCAGAUACAAACAUGUCUGGAGUGUGUGUCCCUCGUCCUGCAGAGCCAAGUCUUCUCCUCCGUCAUUGGUCAGACUGAUCACUCCACGUGGGUGUGCACCAUCACGUCCGCACUGUACCAGCUUAUGUCAUCUUUGGUGGUGCUACCAGGGGAGAAGGUGGCUGUGUUGGCUCACCAGGACCGAGAGGAUGACAGCAUGACACAUUCCAGAGAUGAGUCGACCUACCUGAUCCGUGCUUGUGACCAGAUCUCGGAGUUGGUUCACUGUCUACAGACUCGCCUGAAACCAAAGACCCAGACUAGUCUCCCCCUGCCCCCAGUCAUAGCAGCUCCUAUCAGGAACAUCGUCAUUGGUCUUGGUCGGCUCCAGCUCGUCAACACGUACGCUAGAACACCGCCACUUGUAUGGAAGCUGGGCUGGGCUCCCUCCCCCUCAGGAGAUCUGAAGACGAAACUACCUCCAUUACCUGUGGACUUUCUACAGGAGAAAGAAGUCUUGAGGGAAUUUGUUUUGCGGGUCAACACGCUCGGCUGGGUGAGUCGGCAGCAGUUUGAGGAGACGUGGAUGAGUCUGCUAGCACUACUCAACCCUGUGUCAGGGGGCAUGGAUCUAACUCAUGAGGAGGAGGUGGAUCGCAGCCAGGUGAUGGUGAUCUCGGUGAAGGCCAUCACGGCCCUCCUUCUGCAGUCCAUCCUCAUCCCAUUUGCUGGCAACCCUGGCAACAGCAUGUUCGAGGUCCAGCCCAGGGACAAGCCUCUGGCCUUCCUGCAUACACGGUGUGGCAAGAAACUGUCAAUGAUCCGGGGUCUGAUAGAGCAAGAGAUCCAGAAUCUGUGUGCUGCCAGACCAGAUCGGCAGUCUCACCAUGCGUAUGCUGGUUACCGUCGACGGACAGACUCUCUACACUGUGAUCUAUUUGAGGACAAUCUGGAACGUCAGACGGGGAUGGAAGACUUUGGUCAAGGACAGAUCUCCCUGGAAGCUAUCUGGUCAGUGGUGGGGACACUUGAAACCAACAUGUCCGAGUCCGACACGACGGACUCCAUGGACAGUCCGCUCCAGGAGCAGGUGCGAGCCAACAUUCCACUGUCUCCCAUCAAGUCCCAGGAGAGAUCCAUCACCCUGAGCGGCCUGGACAUCCACUCCUGCCUCCAGUUCCUGCUGGAGCUUUACACACCCUGGCUGGCCUGUGACUCCAACUCCAGGCCACCUCUCAUGCUCAUCAACGCCGUUGUGGAGUCGAUCGUGUGUCUGUCUGACCUGUUCAUGGAGCGGGAGCAGUUUGAACUGAUGCUGGACACACUGCUGGAUGUCCACAAGACACACCCCUCGGAGGAUGAGCUGGUCACCCAGUAUCUCAAUGUCGGCAUCUGUAAAGCUGUUGCUGUGGUCGGUGCAGACAGCUCUGUAGCUGAGAGAGUUGUGAAGCUUAUUGAUGUGGGUCUGAAGAGCACACACCUCCCCAGUAAAGUCUCCACGUUACAUGGCAUGCUUUAUUUAUUAGAGGCUAACAUUGCUGAUCUCACCAAGAGUAUUCUCCCUUUAGUCACAGACUUCCUGCUCAAGCAUCUGUCGGCAGUCAGCAAUGCCUGCAUCACAAGUCAACAGUUUGAACUGACAAUGUGGGCCGUCGCAUUUUACGUGCUGGAGAACUACCACGACGACCUCCGUGAUGCAGAGUUCCCAAGCAAAAUGCUUACGCUUGCUGUGAGCACAGCGUCGGGGAGUGAGGACAGUGUCUCGACUGCCGUGUUCCUCACGAUCAUGAAGGGGACAGAACGCCUCCUGUUGACGGACGUCCUCUCUCGGGGCGACAUGGAGACCAUUAUGAAGUUGAGCAUGGACAGGCUGUGUCUGCCGAGUCCACAGAGGGCGCUGGCAGCACUGGGGCUGAUGUUCACCUGUAUGUACUCUGGCAAGCAGUUUGAUCAGUACAGCCCCCGUCCUCGUGACGAGAUGGAGCCAAUAUUCUCAGACAACGGCUUCUCCUUCGUGUACCAGGACCCAGAAUCUCUCAUCCUGGCCAUGGAGAGGGUUACAGUACUCUUUGACAGAAUAAAGAAAGGCUACCCAUACGAGGCCCGGGUGAUUACGCGUCUCCUCCCAGCAUUCCUAGCGGACUUCUUCCCACCACAAGACAUCAUGAACAAAGUGAUCGGGGAGUUCCUCUCCAGCCAACAACCCUACCCACAGCUCAUUGCCAAAGUCGUCUUUCAGGUAUUCAACAACUUGCAUCAGCAGAACCAGCAGAGUCUGGUGAGGGACUGGGUGAUGUUGUCGCUCUCCAACUUCACUCAGCGAUCACCUGUUGCCAUGGCAAUGUGGAGUCUCACCUGUUUCUUCAUAAGUGCCUCCACCAAUCAGUGGCUCAAAGCAUUAUUUCCACAUGUGAUUGGUCGGAUGGGUAAGAUGGAGACGAUAGACAGGAAGUUGUUCUGUCUUUCAGCCCUGGACUUUAAAAGUCAGCUGACCGAGGAUCUCCACGUGUUCGUGUCGACAUUCCAGGCUGUGGCACAGCCCGACUCCCCUUACCAGGAUCUUGUCAACUGCCUCACAUAGUACCUUGAGGCCAUGCCACAGCCCAACUUGUGGUACCAGGAUCUUGUCAACUGCCCUGCGUAACACCCCCAGGCCGUGGCACAGCCUGACUCACAGUUCCAGGAUCUUGUCAACUGCCUCAUAUAGCACCCCAAGGCCAUGGCACAGCCCGACUCAAGGUACUAGGAUCCUCCACUGCCCCGCGUAACACCCCCAGGCCGUGGCACAGCUGAUUCACAGUUCCAGGAUCUUGUCAACUGCCUCACAUAGCACCCCCAGACUGUGGCACAGCCCGACUCACAGUUCCAGGAUCUUGUCAACUGCCCCGCGUAACACCCCCAGGCCGUGGCACAGCCCGACUCACAGUUCCAGGAUCUUGUCAACUGCCCCGCGUAACACCCCCAGGCCGUGGCACAGCCAACCCAUGGUACCACGAUCUUGUCAACUGCCUCACAUAGCCCCUCACAUUGUUUCAAGCAUUUAGUGUCAAGUUAUCAAUGACUCCUUGCCAAACGUUAAUGCAUAUUCAUGCUGUAGCAUUUGUGUUGUCUUUGUAGCCAUUUAUUUAUAUUUUUGUAGUGGAACAAAGCUUAAUGUGAUAUCAAACUAGUGUUUCUGGUGGCCUAGUUAUUGUGCAUGGCAGGGUGACUAGAAUCACGGACCAGAGACAUGAGGGGGAGGGUUAGUAUCAAGUUUAAAGAAUGUCAUGGCAAAAAAUGAACAGUUGUUUGGAGGGUAAAAUAUUGAUAUUAUGUAUACAAGUUUUACAACAAGUUACACUGUUAUUUCAACAUAACGGGAACGGACAAGACUGUUGUGAGGGUAGCCCGAAAAUGGGCACAGAGUUAGUGAGGUCAGAUAGUACCAUAUGCAUGUGUGACAAGUCUAGGCCCCCUCAACCUCUGUAAUCAUGGGAAUGAAUAUCAUAUGCCAUGUGAGAGUUAGUUGAUGGAGCUCUGAAUGUAAGAAAUAAACGGAAUGUAACUUAGAAAGGAAUGGUGGCAGUGUUUUAUUGAUUAAUAAGAUUCAAGACUCUUGACUAGGACUUCCCAGAUGCCAUGGUACAGAUGGUUGAUUGAGGUAAUGUGUCAAAAGCAGCCCUGAAUAUAAGAAAUAACAAAAUGUAACUUGAAAAGAAAUGGUGGUAGUGUUUUAUUGAUUAAUGAGAUUCAAAACACUCUUGGCUAGGAUUUCCCAGAUGCCAUGGUACUAGACGGAAUGAUGCAGUGGUUUAUUGACUAGUGUGAUAUCAAGGCUGGUUCAUGGCAAGGACGUCCCACAUAUAGUCAGUAUUGGGACUCCUUCAUUACUAGAUACAGCAUGCUAGCCAGGCAGUCUGUUUUGGUCUGGAUACCAGAGUAUUUUGCACUCAUCAUGACCAAUAACUUGUCUUAUAUUUGAUGUUAUAUUUGAUGUGUUUUAACUGUAGGCAUGAGAUUGCUGUUGUUGCAUAUCAUAUUACUAUGAUUUUCACUAAAACAGCUUGAAGUCAGUAAUGGAACAUGACAGUACUAUUAUAACACUUGACAAACAAUCAAAGUCCAUGUAAAUAUCAACAUAAUGUUGUUUGUUGAAAAAAUUCUCUCAGUGUCAUUGUCAUAACUUCACGCAUCACUUUGUCCCUGGCCCCCGUGAAUACAUACAGCUGGCACAGUGUUUCAGCUGUGACGUGCAUCGUUUUAAGUUGGGUAAUGAAAUGAAGCAGUGUGGAACACACGCAAGUCAAAUGACCCUACUCAGUGCAGGAACUUUGUGUGAACAAACCACUUCCUGUUAUAGAAGCAGGGACGGACGGGUAGCCUUGUGGUUGAAACGUUCACUCGUCACACCCGGGUUCGAUUCCCCACAUGGGUACGAUGCGUAAGCCCAUUUCUAGUGUUCCAUUUCUGGAAUAUUGCUUAAAGCGGCGUAAAACCAUACUCACUCAGGUACAGAAGCCAUGUGUUGAGUAACUGACUGCAAGGUUAGGUCACACGUUGCAGAACAAAUAUUGUCCAGGUAAUCUGAGCAUUCAUUAGGUUCAGCACUUGAAUGUUUUCCUCUUGAUGAAACUGGGCCGUGGCUUGAUAUAUUUCAUAGUGGCCAAAUGUAUGGUGAUGGAGGAAGGUGGUAUAUAUACAGAAGUUUAUCUAGGAUUCCAAAGUAAGUGCCCUUGUUAGAAAAUUGGAAAAAUUUGUGAUAUAUUCAAGGCUUAUAAAAAUAAAAGAAAUGGUUCUCGGGCGAUGACUUUUGAAAAUAUAGUGCGGGCGGGCGGGCGGUGUUUUUUUUCCGUCUUGUUCAAACUAUAUGUAGUAUGUAACCAAUAAACUGUUGUGUACCAUCAACCUUAGAAAGCGCCUCCCUACAUAAACAAGCAUACAAACUCCUAUUGCUGCCAUGACCAUAACACGAGAUGCGCAGUAAAGCAGUGCACAUGUAAAGGGAAGUAACUACAUGCUAUAUUGAAUCACAUUGUUUUAAGUAUAAGGACUUUUAUAGUUUGUUUUUUUUAAAAUGGAAAUAAAAACGAAAUGUGCAGCAGACUUUAUGAUGCGGUGCCUGAGAACCAAGACUUUUUUUUUUGAGCCCAAAAUUUUCGACUGUUCUAAAUUUCAUCAAUUCUAAGGAAUUCAAAUUGGGAAUUAUUACGCUCAUUUACUGCAGACUUGCUGCCAAAUAUCGGCCGCUGAGCAGGUAUAGAUAAAUCCCUGGUAUGUAAUAACACUGACAAUGACAGGUUGGAUGACUUCUCAGAGCUAUUCACGCCUUCUGCAGAGGAAGACUUUAACUAUCUUCUAUAUUAACUGGUCUAUGCAGAAGGAGUCUCUGUUACAGAGAGUGAAGUCAGUGUUGAUGUCACUUUUAGAUGCUGAUGUGGGGAAUAACUUUUUUCUCAAAUUGAUCUCAGAGAACAAGAACAGGUAUCUCAAGGUGUAUGAGAACUGAGUGUAAAUGUACAUGUUGAUGUAUUUUUAUGGAGAUGUGUGCAAGCUUGAGAGUUUUGAUCCAUGUGUUAAUGUUACAAAGGUGGAUGUACAGAAGUGAUAUUUCAAUAUGAUUCCAGGGAGUGCUGUGACUUCUAUAGCAGUUUGGAAAGUGCAUAAUAAUUAUCUCUUCUGUAGCUGAAAUAUUGCUGAUGGAGCAAUAGCGAACAUCACUCUUCCUGAAACUGAAACAUGAAGAAAGAAAGAUUUAGUAUGUAACCUUGUAAUGCUGAAGAUGCAGAGGUUAGAGUUCAAAACAAGCUAAAGGGGGCGUCUUCAUGCAAAUUAAACACUUCCAUUGUUAAAGUACUGUAGCUUCAUUUCAAGGCUUGUUAUUGAUUUUGCUGAAACAUAAAUGUUCAUCACUGUCUUAGCUUGGAAACAAUGUGUUAUAAGCUGUAAUUGUACAUGUUUGUUGCAUUGUAAUGUCAGGGUCAUAUACACAUUGUACCCAUGUCUCAUCCAAUCAGAGGGCUCUUUUAGGAUGGUGUUGUGUAAAACCAUAUUCACUCACUCACUCACUAAUUGACUAAAAAUGUUAGUUUUCUACCGCUGUGAGUUGCAGAUGGGCCAGUUGGUGGUGAUAGUUGGAGUGUUGUGAUUGGCUAGUCUGACUAUGAACUGUGUUGUGAAGGAAGCAGCCUAGGUAAUCUGAUUUCAUGAUGAAAUGUGAUGUAAUUUUACAAAGUUUCCCUUUGGGUAUGUAUUGCAACAUUUACUGAAACUUCGCAGUGUUGGAACAAUUCCUGUAUCAUAUUCAGGGUAUUUAUCUCUUUAAUGCAAUGACAAAACAUGUAUGCUGCGGCAAUCUCAGAAUAACCUUGAAAGGUCCUGCCAUUAUUGGCAUGGGGACUGGGGCCAAUCAGGUAGAUUUACCAUCACACGGACAGGUUCAGGGGAUUGAUGGAUCCUGAAUGUACAGGGUAAACAGGGUUACUAAUAUAUACAAACAGUCAUUUCAUUAUGAGGUUAUUGAUAAUAUUUGUGAUAACAUUUCCUUGCGACUGGGCAAGCUUUCUGAGGGUCAUGAAAAACUGACAAAAUUUGGCAAAUUAUCUAUUUUCGUAUCCUUGUUGGAAAUCAUUCUCAGGCCCACUAUUGGUAUUUUCUCCAUCUUGUUACUAUCUUCAUCGAUACCGGAGCAUGGUAUUUGUUUCAGCGUCACUGUGUGUGAGUCAUGCAUAAUCCCUGCACCACUGCAGAUGACGUGUGUAUGUAGGGUGGUGGGAGUAUUGCGUGACCAUUACUUCAUGAAUGGCUAUGAACAACUACUUUCGUCAAAAGCAUCCUAAGCCGUGAUGAUUCCUGGUUAGAAUUGGUCCUAGCAUCCUAUGCUGGAAAGGGUGGUCAGGCUCAGUGACUUGGUUGAUGACAUGUCAACUUACCCCAAUGGCAUGGAUUGUUGCUCAUUAUGUCAAUCACUGGAUUUUCUGGUCCAACUUGAUUAUUUACUGGCUGCUGUUGUAUAGCUGGAAUAUUACUGAGUGCAGUGUUUAAUAUAACACAACGGGGCCCCAUUUGACAGAGUAAUCUAUGGCUUGGUAGGAAAGUUCCAAUAAUCAUAGCACUACAGGAGAAAGCUGUCACAAUUGUUGCUUUAUCAAAUUGUUUUGGAGAUUGUUUUCAGGAAAUUAUGUUGCUUGCUCCAUGUUCAUAAAUAUUAAUCAGAUCAUCUUUGAGUAAAUAAAUUUUUAACAAUCAGCUAUUGCCAAUCACAUCACAAGAAUUUCAUCACAUCACAGACUCGUAAUCUCCCCCAGACAAUGUGUAACCAUAAUUGUUUUCAGUCAUAUUUCUGUUUUAUGUAAAAGUUGUCACACGAUAUCCAUUUGUAUGAUGUUUUAAUGAGGUAUUGUUCUAAACAUGAUUGCAUUAUUCCAGAUUAAAGGAUUGUAUCAGUGUAAAAACUUACUGGGCAUCACAUUAACCUCUUUGCUGCUUUUGUCCAUCUUCCACUAUCUAGGGUAUUAUAUCUCCAUCAUAUUAGGAUUAAUACCCAGGACCAUUCAUUACUGAAAUACACACUGCUAACAAUAGCCACCCAAUCAGAUGGCUGUGAUGCCAAGUUGGAGAUGGAAACAUGAUCAGGUGAUCAGGCUCGCUGACUAGAUUCAUGCAUGUCAUUGUAUCCAAAUUUGCGUGGAUCAUGCUCAUGAUAUCAAUCACUGGAUUGUCUGGUCCAGACUUAAUUAUUUACAGCACAUUGUCUUAAAGCUGAGGAGGAGCGUCCGCCUGGAGAGCGGAAGGUCUGGGGUUCGAUCCCCGGUCGCGUCAUACCAAAAGACGUUAAAAGAUGGUACUUGUUGUUACCCUGUCUGGUGCUCAGCAUUAAGGGGCUAAAACAAG
Molecule: messenger RNA, 14449 nt
Organism: Haliotis rufescens (red abalone)
Lineage: Eukaryota; Metazoa; Mollusca; Gastropoda; Lepetellida; Haliotidae
Product: huntingtin-like
Exons: 53
Coding region: 156-9161 (3001 amino acids)
Cellular component (GO): cytoplasm; nucleus
Source: RefSeq, a predicted model, not a curated record